This is a messenger RNA of Aedes aegypti (yellow fever mosquito), 3109 nucleotides long. It is a transcript of the gene Ir21a, whose product is annotated as ionotropic receptor 21a. Gene Ontology annotation, cellular component: membrane. The record is from RefSeq and is a predicted model, not a curated record. Gene Ontology annotation, molecular function: ligand-gated monoatomic ion channel activity. The transcript is spliced from 5 exons. The coding region runs from base 14 to 2860 and encodes 948 amino acids. NCBI's taxonomy places the organism in Eukaryota, Metazoa, Arthropoda, Insecta, Diptera, Culicidae.
AAUCGAAAUCGAAAUGAAAAGUGUUAUCCUGAUUAGUCUGUUGUGCUUCUUGUGGUUGGAAUUGCUGUUGGCCUUGCAAGGCAUUCGCUUGGAUGAGAACCCUGUUCAUGGGGCCUUGAUUGCGUACAAGUCGUACGAUGUUGAGGCACGUCGGAAUCGGUACUACGAAUUGAGUAGUGAACAGUACGUUUCCGGGAGCUUUGUGUCGACGAAUGAUACUUGUGAUGCUCGAGAUGACCAGACGAGAGUCAAACGCUACAACGAUCCCACAUUCCGAGGGAAUCCCAAAACUCGGGAACAGGUUUGGGCUAAGAAUUUUGCCCAUGUAAUGAUGGCCGAUCAACAGUCCAUGUCCUUAGUGAAGCUUUUAAUCCGUAUCGUUAACAAAUAUUUGAGUUCAUGUAUCCCAAUCAUUUUGUUCGACAUGUAUGUCGAACAGAAGGAAACUUAUGUAAUGGAAGCUCUGUUCAAGGAGUUCCCGACAACUUACGUAUGUGGCAAGAUAAGUGCAAACUAUACUCUUCAAAAUCCAGAACUAUUGACACCAUCAACUUCAAAAUGUCGAAGCUAUAUUCUGUUCAUUUCGGACGUAAUGAUGACCCGGAAGGUACUUGGACCUCAGUUGACUAAUCGCGUAGUCGUCGUUCCGCGGUCUAGCCAGUGGAAGCUUCAAGACUUUCUGUCCUCCAAGGAAUCCAGAGACAUCUUGAAUCUUCUAGUUAUUGGUGAAUCAUAUUCAACCGAGAAAUCAAUCAAUAGUGAAUCUGCUUACGUUCUGUACACGCACGAAUUGUACAUCGAUGGAUUGGGUUCGAAUCGACCUAUAGUGCUAACUUCCUGGAUAAACGGGAAGUUUUCUCGCCCAAAUUUGGAUCUAUUCCCACCAAAAAUCCGAAAAGGUUUCUCCGGGCAUCGCUUCACGGUAUCCGCAGCUCAUCAACCGCCAUUCGUGUUCAAGAUCAUGUCUACGGAUGGGGUAGGAAAUAUUGCCAUUCGCUGGGAUGGACUUGAAAUGCGAGUCCUGAGGACGCUGGGAAAUUAUCUGAACUUCACGUUCGAUAUCAAGGAACCUUCUAAGCCGUAUCUUGGCUCGGGAGACGCCGUGACGGAUGAAGUAGAGCGAAAGCAAGCCGAUAUUGGGUUGGCCGGAGCCUUUGUGACGAGCGAACGAAAUGUCAAAGCCGAGAUGUCGGUGUCUCAUUCGACGGAUUGUGCGGCUUUUGUGACCCUCAUGUCUUCGUCACUGCCGAGAUACCGAGCUAUUCUCGGUCCGUUUCAGUGGCCCGUAUGGUUGGCCCUGACGCUCGUCUACCUAAUGGCCAUCUUCCCGCUGGCUUUCUCGGACAAAUUGAGUUUGCGUCACUUGAUUGGAAACUGGACCGAAAUCGAGAACAUGUUCUGGUACGUGUUUGGAACGUUCACCAACAGUUUGACAUUCACCGGCGAGAACUCCUGGAGUAAUACCAAGAAAACCUCAACCAGGAUGCUGAUCGGCAUUUACUGGGUAUUCACGAUUAUCAUCACAUCGUGCUACACGGGAUCGAUCAUUGCGUUUGUAACGAUGCCCGUGGUCCCGGACACAAUCGACUCGGUGGAACAAUUGAAAAGUGGCUUCUUUCGGUUCGUUACGCUUGAUCGUGGAGGUUGGGAACGGUGGUUCUUGAAUUCCAGCGAUGAGACGACGGAGAAGUUGAUCCAGAGGUUGAAGUUCGUUUCUAAUCUUGACGAAGGCAUUAGAAAUGUGACGGAAGCUUUCCUCAUUUCGUAUGCGUUUAUUGGAUCGAAAGCUGAACUGAACUACUUGGUGCAGUCGAAUUUCUCUGAUGAAUCUGCCAACAAACGAUACACGUUGCAUGUGAGCAAGCAAUGUUUCUCUUUAUUUGGUGUUUCUUACAUUUUCCAGUUGAACUCAGUGUAUCGGGACAAGUUUAACAAUGCUAUAUUGUAUAUGCAGGAAGCUGGGAUCCUUACCAAACUAUCUAAAGACGUUUCUUGGGACAUGCAGAAAACUAAAAAUGGACGUUUUCGUCAGGCUUCGGUUGGUAAAGUUUUAAAAGUACCUACCGCUGGUGAAAAGGGUCUAACGUUAGGUGACACGGAAGGUAUGUUCUUGUUGAUGGGUGUCGGCUAUUUGAUAGGGUUAGCUGUGCUUAUAUCCGAAUGGGUCGGGGGUUGUACCAACAAAUGCAGAGAAAUCAUCAAAGCUAGAAAGGACCGUUUCCUUAGCCCUGGUAGUACCGUACCGCAGUCAAACAUUUCUUCUGCCAACCAAAAUUCACCACGGAAAAGACGAAGACCCUCAGGGAAGGAAUACAGCUUGUUGGAUACGGCUGAAAGCGCAUCGACAAAUCCACUGACUCCACGAGAAGCUGAAUUUGGUAGCAUUGGUUCAGAUGGUAGCGAUGGAGGUCUUCACAAAAGAAGUUUGUCUGAAAGCAUUCACAAUGUCAGUCCGAGUACGUUGAAGGAAUUGUAUGACGGACCUAAUCGCAGGCAUUCCACUAUCGUUUACAUGGAUGGCAAGAUGAUGUCGGAAGAUGAAGCGCGUAUCUACGCUGCAACUAAUAAAAACAAACAGAAGCAUCAUUCCAGUUUGAGCUCGGUUGUUGAGCAUGAAGUAACACGACUCUUCAAAUACCUGGACGAUCAUAAAACAACGCAAGAGGAUUUGAGAGACCAAACGGAAAAACGGCAUCAUCAUCAUCACCAUCAGCAUCAUCGCCGACAGCAAUCGAUGAAGAAAUCCAUCGAAGUGGAAGCUGAAGUGAAUCAUCCUGGGCUGUCGGAGUUGGGUUCGAUGCCGAAACCUAUUCGUGUUCCCAGUUUGGAGGCUCCAUUCGGAGAGAAGUUGCUUCAUUGAAGACAGAAAAUAAGUUCCGAUGCAUGAUUAGCUGCAGCUUUUUUUUAUGUGUGAUCUUUGUCAAAAAGUAAGAACCCUUACUGAACACGAGGACAGUGGAAAAGUGGUCUUCAAAUCCUCGAGCGUAAUCAAUGAUGGUUAAUCAGGUAUAAUCAUUUAACCUAUUCCUGGGUGUUGGGAUAGGAAAGCAAAAGGGAAAGAUGAGAGGAAAUAUAAGUUGGGGUCCCUUGAAAAGUGAAAAUUUCAUAA